This is a messenger RNA of Siniperca chuatsi (mandarin fish), 4977 nucleotides long. RefSeq lists its product as uncharacterized. The record is from RefSeq and is a predicted model, not a curated record. Bases 384 to 2684 code for a protein of 766 amino acids. The transcript has 2 exons. Gene Ontology annotation, molecular function: poly(A) RNA polymerase activity; RNA binding. Gene Ontology annotation, biological process: mRNA stabilization. NCBI's taxonomy places the organism in Eukaryota, Metazoa, Chordata, Actinopteri, Centrarchiformes, Sinipercidae.
AGUGCGGUGGCACGCCGGUAGUUCACCCUGACAUAGCGGUAUGCUCCACCAAUAAAAGUCAAACUUUAUCAAACUGUUAAGAUGCGUUUGGAUGGCGCCAAGAUACAUUGUUUGUUUCAAACUUAAGUGGUUGUCACUGGGUAGUUAAGAGAGAGACAGAGCGUCGUGAUUUACCGUAAAUUUCGUGACGCCUGAUUGCCAUGGAAACAGUGCUCCUGCUGCUGAGUGGAAACUGUCCGUGUUAACUUCAGCAUCAACCUCUCCAACGGGGUCGGAUAAACCUGUUGGAUAUCUCUGUGUUUUUUCUUUUCUUGUGUUGCUGCUCUGGCUUUACUUUCCAUUUUAAUUUGGCCACAAACCAGACCUCUAUUUCACAGGUAAGGAUGCUUCAAACGGAGAAGAGGUUCCACAACUUGACCCUCGAGCAAAUCCAAGCUCUGGACAAGGUUUUGACUGAGGUAAUCCCCAUCCAUGGACGAGGAAAUUUUCCUACACUGCAGGUGAGAGCGAAAGACAUCAUUCGUGUGGUGAAGGAUCGGCUGCUCGAAAGAGACAUCCAGGUGAAAGAUAUACGACUUAAUGGCGCGACUGCCAGCCACGUCCUGGUGAGGGAUAACAGCCUGGGCUAUAGAGACUUAGACAUCAUUUUUGGAGUGGAGUUGCCCAGGCAGGAGGACCUCCAGGUAAUUAAGGAGGUGGUGCUGGGCAGCCUCCGAGACCUCCUCCCUUGUGGCGUUAACAGACGCAAGAUCACCUGCCUGACAAUGAAGGAGGCCUAUGUGCAAAAGAUGGUGAAAGUUUUCAAUGAGCAUGACAGAUGGAGCCUUAUCUCGCUGUCUAACAACAGAGCUAAAACCAUGGGGCUCAGAUUUGUUAGUUCCCUUCGGAGACAGUUUGAAUUCAGUGUGGAUUCCUUCCAGAUAAUACUUGAUCGUAUGCUGGAGUCUUACUGGGAGAUUGAAAGAAAACAAGGAGGAAAGUUGGCAUUGAAUGCUGGGAAUUUGUCUAAAAGAGACAAUGAGGACAAAAACAAAGAGCAAGAGCAAUCAAGCGUUACUCAGGAUGUGGAAGCAGAAAAAGACUUAUCAAUGGCAACCAGCGGAGAAAGUCGGCGCCAGGAUGAAGCAGUUUCUGUGCUUGAGACAGAGCUUCCACAUGCAGAGGUUGAGCAUGUAGAUGAAGAGCAUGAGGCACAGGAGGUGUCAGAACCUGACAGCAUUAACUUGCAGCAGGAGGAAGAGGAAGUGGAUGGCAUAGAGGAUGUUCAUUCAGAGGAGGACAUUGUGUUUGAGCUAUGUGAAAAAAAUGGAGAAGAGAAAGGACAGUUUCACAGCGAUUAUCCUUUAGUUUCAUCCCCUAAAACUUUAUUUACAGACGUCAGGGAUCCACUGAUGACACAUGCAUGUUUAAAGCUACAGAGUAACGAAGAGCUAUCUGCGCCACAAGCUUCCCAGCCGGCGUCUGUGACGCAUACAGAAAGGUCAGCUCCACAGGAAAAAGUCCAUUGUGAAGAAAUUACUCAGGUCAAAGUCGACUCUGUAAUCUGCAGGACUGAAAACACCCCAAACCUACAAGAUCCACAUCUUGAAUUUUCCUUUCCUCCUCCAGCUAAGAAAACUUGCAGCACAUCACAGGACAUUGUACCGGACUACUGCCCCUCACCAAAAUUACAAAGAAAAAUGUCACGGAAGAUGAUUAGCAAGCCUGAGAAAUGGUCUUUACUGACUGAUUUGUCAGAUCUUACAACACAGCUGUUUCCACCAAUAGAAAUCCCCAAACCACUUCAGCCAAAGCCUUGUUUACAGGACAGCGCUCAAGUUCAUUGCUCAAAUGUUCCAGCCUCCAAGCCGGAGACCUUAGACACUCUUACAGUUCCCACAUACAGUCCAGCCAGUACACCUGAGGGUGGGAUUGGCUCCAAUGAAACUGUAGAACAAACUGUUAAGUCAAAACACUCGAAGAAGCCUCCUGAUUCAGAGACUCAAAGCCACACAAGUACAGCAAGUGUAGCCCCACAGCCUCAGAUCAAUGAGCAAACACCUGCGCUGGCAGACACUGUCCCGAAGAGCUGCGGGGCAAGCUCAUGUGCCGGGGCAGCAGAGGAACCCACCAUCACUGUCGAAGCAGAGUGCAUGUACGGUGACUUUGAACAGGCGAUGGACCACCUCCGGCAGCGCCUCAUCGCCACCCGCAACCCAGAGGAAAUCCGAGGAGGGGGCCUGCUAAAAUACAGCGACCUGCUGGUGAGGAACUUCAGACCAGCCAGCGAGACAGAGAUAAAGUCCUUGGAGCGAUACAUGUGCUCCCGCUUUUUCAUCGACUUUCCUGACGUAAGUGAGCAGCAGCGGAAGAUUGAGGCCUACCUGCAGUGCCAUUUCAUUGGCAACGAGGAGGCGAGCAAGUACGACUACCUGAUGACCCUGCGGCGUGUGAUAGAUGAGAGCACGGUAUGUUUGAUGGGACACGAGAGGAGACAGACGCUCAAUAUGAUCACGGUCCUGGCUCUGAGGGUGCUGGGCGAGCAGAACGCCAUCCCCAACACGGCCAACGUCACCUGUUUCUAUCAGCCGGCUCCGUACAUGACAGAGCCAAUUUACAGCAGCUACUUCAUCACCCAGGCCCAGCCCCCACUCGUCUACCACCCCUACCCUCUACAUGUCCACAUGCAGACUGGCCUGGUGUAGCUACAGUGACAUGCCCACAGGGAGGCAUGUAGGCUGCUUUCAGCAUGGUGCUCUGCAAGCACAGGCACAAAUGGAAGUUUUAACAACAACAGGCAACCACGUGCGCAGUGUUGUUUAAUGCUUUGAAAUCCCUCCUGCUUACGACAUGAAAGGUCAGAACUGAAAGGGGUUUGGAGGCAAAACAUGUCACCCUUUCAAGAUGAACACUUUUGAAAAGGAAAGAAACGCAGAGAGCACACUUUUCAGAGAGCUUGUAGAGAGGAGUUCACUGAAGUGGAGGGACUUUGUUUACGGCUGUUUCAGCUCAGUUGUGGCAGGGCUCUAUACUGGUCACUAUACUGGAGAAUGUUGUAAUGAGAUAAUUCUUCAUGGCUAGAAGAUAAACUUCUGUAACAUAAAACUAUAAUCUAUGAAACACCUGUCGGCAGCAAAAAUCUUGAUUUAGUUCAAGUUUGAUAAUGAUAAAUCCUUACCGUUUCUGAGGGGUUAAAAGCCCACAUAGCUGUUUUGUGACUCAUCAGUCUCUGUGGAGUAAAUUUCAGCACGUGGUUAUUCCUGUGUACUCACUGUAUAGAAAUAGGACACCAUUUACUGAGGGUAUACAUUAGACAAAAGUUGCUGUGGUAUUUCCAUGAUAUUGUAAGUUCUGUAUUUGUGAAUGUAAACACCUAAUUUCAAAGGUAGAAACAAGAGAUCCAAGAUUCAGUUCCAUUGGGGACUGUAUGGAAAUCUUUGGGGUGGUGUGGGGUGCUGAACCUGUUUCACUUUGUAAAAGCAAGGCUUCCUGAGGGUUAUUAAGGCCCCUGAAAACUUAUCUGAAGUAUUUCUCUAAACAUGAAAUAUUCAUGACAAUAUAAGGAACAAUCAUUGUUAAAGUUCGGGAAAACAUCUUUAUUUAUUGUACAUUAAGAGUUUAACACUCUAAAACUCAGCCAAUCUGCUUCAUCAGGACUGUAUGGGUGUAGUUUGACCAGAUUUUACUGACAGUGGCCUGGCAACAUAAGCAAACAUCCCACCAACUCUUAACAGAUUUUGAUUCAAAUGUUGCUAAAUCCUGAUUGGUUCGUAGAAAUACAUGACAUCACCUUUUUCCAGCAAAAUGACAAAAACAGAAAUACAGACAUUCCUCAUGUGAAAUAACCAAAACUGUUCAAACUUGGGCAGACAAAUAUGUGUUCUUGCCGGACCCCAUCACUCAUAAUAAAAAGCAUGAGUUUUCUUUGAACACUAAAAGCUUAUUUAUGUAACUAUUAACUACACUACAAAGAAAAGCUGAAGCAUAUAAAUGUAGAACGAGAAAAAAAGACCUUCCCCUGCCUUGAGUCGAUAGAAUAAAAUACUCUGCCCAUUUUCUGACCCCGUCUCCCCCCUCCCUAAUAAUUUCCCCACAACCACUUAGAAUAUAAAACCAAACUCAGAGUUGCUAUGAUCCAAAUCAGUGACAGAUGUUAUGGUCUUAGGGAGUGUUUAGCCAUGCUUUUGCAUUGCAAUUCUGUUGGCAUAGUGCUAGAAGUUAUAAACCAGGAAUUGUGGCCAAUUCACCCUGCAUUUUAUCAAAUCAAUUCUCCUAUUCCAUGUCAGAGAAACAGCACAAGGAUUUGCCGGCUGAUGGCAUUAAGAAGAAAGCCUUGGCUGUCUCUAAUUUUGACGAAAAUAUCUUCACAAAUCUAAAGUGAAGAGAGCGUGUUGAAUUCUGUUUUUCCCCUCAAACUUGCCAUCUUCUACAGGCUAAGUAGACUUUCUGUGUGUGUGUGUUACAUGGUGACAGUUGUUUAUUGUAGUGGACAUAGUGAAUCUCAGUUCUGUCGGGGUUUUGCCUGCCAUUGUGAGCAAAAAUGUUACUGCACAUUUCAAUUAUCCAAACAGUCUAUGAUGCAGCCAGCAGUUAUCGCGCUCUGUCCCUGUGUGUUUGCUCACUGUGUAUGCAUAGCUACAGUACAUGUACUCAGUAUUUAAAAAUAAAAAAGACAAUUUAAGCACAUGUUAGGAUAUGUGGGCUGUUCACACUAAAUCUGAGACUGAAGCACAAUGUAAAUGCACAUAGCUAUUGUUGAGUAAUAAAGGUGUUUCUGACAUGCUUGUGAAUCUCCAACUAAAUAUUGAAGACAUCUAAAAUACUGUGUGCAGUAGUGCCCUACGUAACUUUAAAGUGAUGUAUCUAUCUUGAGACUUUGGGUAUGUUGUGUAUCAUUAAGGAACUGUUUCACCAGUAGAAAAAUUCAAAUAUUCCUGUUAUGAUAUCUAGUUGCUCAGAUUGUUGUGUUAUUGUGGUAAUAAAUAUAACACAACUGCU